This is a messenger RNA of Diachasmimorpha longicaudata, 5142 nucleotides long. RefSeq names its product glutamate [NMDA] receptor subunit 1 (gene Nmdar1). Gene Ontology annotation, molecular function: NMDA glutamate receptor activity. The record is from RefSeq and is a predicted model, not a curated record. The transcript is spliced from 17 exons. Lineage: Eukaryota; Metazoa; Arthropoda; Insecta; Hymenoptera; Braconidae. The coding region runs from base 2066 to 4948 and encodes 960 amino acids. Gene Ontology annotation, cellular component: NMDA selective glutamate receptor complex; neuron projection; plasma membrane. Gene Ontology annotation, biological process: ionotropic glutamate receptor signaling pathway; regulation of membrane potential; chemical synaptic transmission.
GAAAAAUUCAGUUGAAAUUACCGGACGGUUUGAUAAUGGAGUUGUGUUUUGUUGGUUCGGAGAAAAUUACCAAAUUGUUUUAUAAAAUCAGUUAAUUGUUUGGAAAGAGUUAUUUUCGCGAUGAAAAAAAUACUCGAAAAAUUGCGGAAUUUUUACCGGACGGUCAAGCAACUUUUACCAAACAUUCCGGCAAUUCUUCUAACCAGUACGGGAACUUUCUCCGAGUGAAAAAGGCGCAAAACGAUUACCAAAGAAUACAGUAAUUUUUACAAAAUUUUCCUCUUCGUGUAGACAAAAAAACCACAGAAGGCACUCCCAUUUUCGCAAAACAAUUCAAUUAGUCAUCACUUGAAAAUUCUAUUACGCAGUGAAAAAGGAAUAUGAUGUCACAGUUUGUAGUGAGAAACGUUAAAAAAUCAUCCUCCAAUAGCCGGAAUUUAAUUUAACUAAAAAAAUAAAAUGAAAACCAAGUGAAUUAAAUCAAAUCCCUGAUUACUUUUCCACAAAUUUUUCUCUCUAUCCUCCACGAGGGUAAUCACUGGGAAUCUUCUGUUGUGCUCAUUAAAUACAAAAGAAUGAGUACUGUUUGUCCAUAACUCAUUAACCCAAAGGAAAUAAUUUGCUCAUUUGACAGCAGAUGACAGUGGAAGUCCCGAAUAAAAUUAAUUCACUGUCAUUACAAUGAGGAAAUACAAGUGAAGUUUAUUCUAUUCCCCCACAUCAUUGAUAAUCGCUCUCAGUUCUUCAGAAUCCCCCGUUGUAUUUACACUUCGACGAUUGACACCAAUGGACACGCAUGUCAGUACCUCGUAUAAGUGAUAUAACGGUUUCUUUUUAUCCCAUGUCUGUUACUAAAUCCAUUCUACCGCUGAAAGCGUCGGUAACUCGAAGUUAACAAUUUCAUUGAGUAAUUUAUUCCAGCAACUUGUUCUACAUUUUCAAAACAUGAAAUUGUUAUCAUAUGUUGCAAAAUGUUAUGAACUUGGAAGUGUCGUUAAGCCGAUAUAGAACAAUUCGGGUAAAUGAACUCGUUUUUUAAUGGAAAAAUGUUGGCCGAUUUUCGCAACUAUCAGUUCAAGUUUAUGUCAAGUGAAUAGACAUAAAAGUUUCAAGGAUUCCAUCAUCUCUUUUGUGAUGUCAUAAGUGUCACAAUGUUUCGCGAAUUUCAUGACAAUUGAUGCAACGAUUCGAGUGAAGUUCAAUUGAAUGAGUAAAAACCUGUGAUGUAUCGGUACGAUAUGCUCGCCGAAAUAAUUUGGAACACUGUUUGUCAAAAAAAUUGUGUGACACAAAAAUAUCAUCACUCCGAAUGGAGAAACAAUGACAAAUGAGAAGAAGGAAGUCAAAAUGGAAAAUUGAAAUUCGAUAAAAAGGAGCGAGGAAAGUGGCGAAACACGAAGUCAGCGAACAACUCGACUGGCACAAGACACAAGACAGCUGCAGCACACUCCGCGGUGAACAGCUUUCCCUCGGUGUAUUGACGUCUACUCUACCCCUGCCAGCGAGUUGUUGUAAUUGUGUUAGUACCACGCGACUCGUAUCAGCUGGAAGAAGAUUCUGAAAGUCAACGACAGACGGUGCUGGCCACAAUGUUUGGGUGGAUUUGAAAAUUAUUUUUCAUUCACCGAGAAGGAAAAUGGAUAAUAAAAUAUAAAACAAAGGGGGACAAAGGGAUUCCUGCAGUUGUCUAGGAAUUUUCUAAAGUCCGUUUUUCCAUUUUUCACGUUUUUCUUGGCUCCUGGGCCUCGUAGAGCAAAAGGGCCUGAAUCGGGGAUCACCCCGUUUGUCGAGGAUAUCUUGAAAAAUAUUGUAGACAGCACAAUAAAACAAAUGGCCUGGACUCGCGAGUGCGCAGCAUCCCUCUGGAUCAAUGAAAUAGAGAUUGUCCCACCGAGUCUCCAGUAUCGGGCAACAACGUCUGAGGCAUUCGGGCUGUGGCAGCCCCGAUGGACUGACACACUUGUAAAUAUUUACAUUUCGAUUAAGGGGUGACACACCCCAUAAUCACCUCCACAUUUCGGAACUAAUGAAUUUAUUCAGAAAAAUCUAAUUAAAUAAUCGCCGUAUGUUGUCGAACCAAUCAACAACAAUGGAGCGCGCCGUGAAGACAAUGCUCUUGUGGUUUAUUGUUUUCAUCGUUUAUACGAGAUCCUCUGAGGCAGUCGAGGGCAAUCCGAUGUAUUAUAAAAUCGGUGGAGUAUUGUCCAACAAUGCCAGCCAGAAUCACUUCAAGAAGACGUUGGAUAAUCUCAAUUUUGAUCUGCAAUACGUCAACAAGGGUGUUGUCUUCUACAGCGUGGUCAUUGGAAUGGACUCGAAUCCGAUUAGAACAGCUUUGAGUGUCUGCAAGUCUCUGAUUGUUGAGAGAGUUUAUGCAGUUGUCGUAUCCCAUCCAUUGACUGGAGAUCUCUCACCCGCUGCUGUGUCGUACACCAGCGGAUUCUAUCACAUUCCAGUUAUUGGGAUUUCUUCCCGCGAUUCUGCGUUUUCGGAUAAGAACAUCCACGUGUCUUUUCUUCGCACAGUACCACCCUACUCUCAUCAAGCAGAUGUGUGGGUCGAGUUGCUCAAGCACUUCAACUACAUGAAAGUCAUCUUCAUUCAUUCAUCAGACACAGACGGAAGAGCUCUUCUCGGGCGUUUUCAAACCACAUCGCAGAGCCUCGAGGACGACGUAGAGAUCAAAGUACAUGUGGAAUCUGUCAUUGAGUUCGAGCCAGGAUUGGAAAAUUUUUCUCAGCAGCUGAUGGAUACGAAAAAUGCACAGGCCAGGGUAAUUCUCAUGUAUGCAAGUCGCAAAGAUGCGGAAGUAAUCUUCAGGGAUGCAGCAGCAUUGAACAUGACAGGACCAGGAUAUGUUUGGAUUGUGACAGAGCAAGCCCUUGAUGCUCCUAACGCUCCUGAGGGACUUCUCGGAUUGAAAUUAAUUAAUUCCACGGACGAAAGGGCACAUCUUAAGGACAGCUUAUACGUUUUAGUCUCUGCCCUUCGAGAGAUGAACCUCACAAAAACAAUUACUGAAGCUCCAAAGGACUGUGAUAAAUCCGGAUCUAUCUGGGAGACAGGAAAGGAGUUGUUUGGAUUCAUUCGUAAACAAGUUCUGGAGAGGGGUGAGACUGGUCGUGUAGCUUUUGAUGACAAUGGAGAUCGAAUUUAUGCUGAAUAUGAUAUAAUUAAUAUCAGAGAACACGGGGAGCGAGUUUCUGCAGGUCAAUAUUUCUAUUCAUCGGAAACUCUGAGGAUGAGACUCAGCGUGAACGAGACAACAAUAACCUGGCCAGGUCGGCUUAAAACUAAGCCCGAGGGUUUUAUGAUUCCAACUCAUCUCAAAGUCCUCACAAUCGAAGAAAAACCAUUCGUUUACGUUCGAGCCACCGAAAGUGCUGAUUGUCUUCCUGAUGAGAUCCCUUGUCCUCACUUCAAUACUUCGGAACACGAUGUCACACGUCUCUACUGCUGCAAAGGUUAUUGCAUAGAUCUUCUGAAAGAACUCUCCAAGACCAUCAACUUCACUUACAGUCUCGCGUUGUCACCAGACGGCCAGUUUGGAAGUUACAUGAUAAAAGAUAGCAGCACAGGCGGAAAGAAGGAGUGGACUGGAUUGAUCGGCGAACUUGUUAAUGAACGCGCAGAUAUGAUCGUCGCUCCUUUGACCAUAAGUCCAGAACGAGCUGAGUUUAUUGAAUUCAGUAAACCCUUCAAGUAUCAGGGCAUCACCAUCUUAGAAAAAAAACCUUCUAGGUCAUCAACAUUGGUAUCUUUUCUUCAACCAUUCAGCAACACUCUCUGGUUCCUGGUGAUGGUGUCGGUGCACGUGGUGGCGCUUGUCCUGUACCUCCUUGACCGGUUCUCACCAUUCGGGAGGUUCAGGCUGGCUAACACUGACAGUACCGAGGAGGACGCACUCAAUCUCUCCAGCGCUAUUUGGUUUGCUUGGGGCGUUUUACUCAACAGUGGAAUUGGAGAAGGUACACCAAGAAGUUUCUCAGCAAGAGUUCUUGGCAUGGUCUGGGCUGGAUUUGCGAUGAUAAUUGUAGCAUCGUAUACUGCCAAUUUGGCUGCUUUCCUCGUCCUGGAACGACCGAAGACAAAGCUCUCAGGAAUUAAUGACGCAAGGCUACGAAAUACGAUGGAAAAUCUGACCUGUGCUACGGUGAAGGGCUCAGCGGUUGACAUGUACUUCAGGAGACAAGUAGAAUUAUCCAACAUGUAUCGAACAAUGGAGGCAAAUAAUUACGACACUGCUGAGGAUGCGAUACAGGACGUGAAGAUUGGCAAGUUGAUGGCAUUUAUCUGGGACAGUUCCAGGCUCGAAUUUGAAGCAGCUAAGGACUGCGAAUUGGUCACUGCUGGGGAGCUCUUUGGAAGAUCUGGAUAUGGGAUAGGAUUGCAGAAAGGAUCUCCCUGGGCUGAUGCUGUUACCCUGGCUAUUUUAGAUUUUCACGAAAGUGGAUUCAUGGAAACUCUUGACAAGAACUGGAUACUCCAGCGUAAUCUCCAGCAAUGUGAACAAUUUGAAAAGGCCCCGAACACUCUGGGCCUGAAGAACAUGGCAGGAGUCUUCAUACUCGUUGGCGUCGGGAUAAUCGGUGGCAUUGGGUUAAUAGUAAUCGAGAUGAUAUACAAAAAACAUCAGAUUAAGAAGCAAAAACGACUGGAGCUUGCCAGACAUGCAGCUGAAAAAUGGCGUGGUGCAAUCGAGAGACGAAAGACUGUGAGAGCUUCGAUGCCAGCAGCACAACGAAGAAUUCAAAAUGGUCUGAAUGAUCCUACCACUGUCAGUCUCGCUGUUGAUGCUAUUUCAAGAUCUGGAUUACCACCGAGAAGUCCUGGAAGAGCCUGGCCAGGAGACAGUGACAUCAGGCAACGCACCUCAUCUCGACAGGACGAUUCCAUGCGACUAUCUCCCGCUGCCUACACAGUCGAUGUAUCACAUCUCAUUGUUUAGACUCAUUGUUUAGACUCAUGAGAAAAAUUCAUUGUUUUUAAAGAUUAUUCAUGAGGCAUAAUUUAAUGUACUAAUGUAAAGAAUCCCCCAAGACUAAAAAAAACCUGAUGAUAUGCCGGAGGGGCGAUUACUCGGUUAUUGCGAAUGUAUGAGAAAAUUUAUUUGAAAUAAUAAAUGCGUUUGUUGAGAAAUUC